UUGCAAUUUUGAAUUUUAUUUUAGUGUGGCAACAUCAAAAAGUGAGUGUUCUUUCGUCGUGUGCCGGUUUCCAGAUUUUCGGCUCCCAUAUUUAUCUUUAAAUUGAAUUUAAGUUAGAACACUAGUACAAGAUGCAUAGCGAACCGAUGUUACAACUUAUACAAAUAUUGGAAAAGACAAUAUCUCCUGAUCGAAAUGAGUUGGAAGCAGCAGAAAAAUACCUUGACCAUGCAGCGGCCACAAACUUCACAGCAUUCAUCAAGAUGCUGUCAGACGUGCUGGCACAAGGCGGCAACAGUCAGGUGGCGCGCAUGGCGGCCGGCUUGCAGCUCAAGAACCACCUCACAUCCAAAGAUGCCUCACUUAAGCAACAGUACCAGCAGAGGUGGCUUGCCCUACCAGACGAAACUAGGCAAUAUAUUAAAAAAAAUAUCCUAUUAGCAACUGGCACUGAAGACACCCGGCCCAGUUCUGCAGCACAGUGUCUUGCAUAUGUGGCGGUGGCUGAACUCCCGGUGGGCCAGUGGAAUGACCUUAUUCCUAACUUGGUGGAAAAUGUUGUUAAUGCUCAAUCUACUGAACUAAAGAAGGAAGCCACUUUAGAAGCCAUUGGGUACAUUUGCCAAGACAUUGAUGCUGAAGUGCUGACAGAGCAGAGUAACCACAUCCUAACAGCCAUUAUCCAUGGCAUGCGGUCCACGGAGCCCAGCAACCAUGUGCGACUGGCUGCCACACAGGCUCUGCUCAACUCACUUGAGUUCACUAAGGCUAACUUUGAUAAGGAAAAUGAGAGGAACUUCAUUAUGGAGGUUGUAUGUGAGGCUACACAGUCAUCUGAUAUGAGGAUAAGUGUAGCAGCACUGCAGUGCUUAGUAAAAAUUCUAUCAUUAUACUACCAAUACAUGGAGCCGUACAUGGGCCAAGCACUGUUCCCCAUCACCCUGGAGGCGAUGAAGUCUGAAUGCGACGACAUAUCACUGCAGGGCAUUGAGUUCUGGUCCAAUGUCAGUGACGAAGAAAUUGACCUCGCCAUUGAGGAGGCUGAGGCUGCGGAUGCGGGUCGUCCUCCAGUACGAACCUCGAGGUUUUACGCGAGAGGUGCUCUACAAUACUUAGCACCGGUGCUAAUGCAAAAGCUCACCAAACAAGAUGACACUGAUGAUGAAUUGGAUUGGAACCCUUCAAAGGCUGCCUCCGUCUGCCUAAUGCUCCUGUCUAACUGCUGCGAAGACGAGAUCGUUCCACACGUCCUGCCUUUCAUAAAUCUAAAUAUCAAACAUGAUACUUGGCGGUUCAGGGAAGCCGCCCUAAUGGCCUUCGGUUCAAUAUUAGGCGGCCUUGAAUCGAAUACUCUCAAACCCCUCGUCGAGAAGGCCAUGCCGACCCUCAUCGAGGCCAUGUACGACUCCAGCGUCGCCGUGCGGGACACGGCAGCCUGGACCUUCGGAAGGAUUUGCGAAAUCGUUCCAGAGGCAGCUAUCAAUGAAACUUAUCUCAAACCCUUGCUAGAGAGUCUCGUCAACGGACUAAAGGCUGAACCUCGUGUCGCGGCAAACGUUUGCUGGGCAUUCACCGGAUUAGCAGAGGCCGCGUACGAAGCCGCGGAUUGUGGCGAAUCCAACCAGCCUAAAACUUACUGUAUGUCAAAAUACUUCGAUUUCAUCAUUGAACGUCUGUUGGAGACCACUGACCGCCAAGACGCCGCCCAACACAACUUGAGAUCGGCCGCCUACGAGGCGCUCAUGGAGAUGGUCAAGAAUUCUCCCUCGGAUUGCUACAUCACCGUACAAAAGACGACGAUGGUUAUUUUGGAACGACUGAAUCAAGUCUUACAGAUGGAGAAUCAUAUUUCUAGCCAAGCGGAUCGCUCGCAAUUCAACGACCUGCAGAGCCUUCUCUGCGCGACACUUCAAUCUGUGUUACGUAAAGUGACCCCUGAAGAUGCGCCGCAAAUAUCUGACGCCAUCAUGAUGGCGCUUCUCACUAUGUUCGCCAGCAACGCUGGCAAGGCUGGAGGCGUUCAAGAGGACGCUCUUAUGGCCGUCUCUACCCUAGUUGAAGUGCUAGGAGAAGGUUUUCUAAAAUACAUGGACGCCUUCAAAAGAUAUCUUUAUGUUGGACUUAAGAAUCAUCAGGAAUAUCAAGUAUGCAUAGCUGCUGUUGGAUUAACUGGAGAUAUUUGCAGAGUACUGAAAAGUAAGGCACUCCCCUACUGUGACGAGAUUAUCCUGCUGCUGUUGGAGAACCUCGGUGACCCGACCAUACACCGCUCGGUGAAGCCACAGAUCCUGUCUGUGUUUGGAGACAUUGCUCUGAGCAUUGGACCUGAUUUCGCCAAAUACUUUGAUGUCGUGAUGCAAAUGUUGCUGCAGGCCAGCAACGCCCAAGUGGACCGUAACGACUUCGCUAUGGUGGAGUACUUGGGCGAGCUGCGCGAGAGCGUGCUGGAAGCGUACACCGGCAUCAUUCAGGGCCUGAAAGGAGCAGGGGGAGAGGUGCGCGCGGACGUGGCGCUGGUGGAGCCGCACGUGAACGCGAUCGUGACGUUCAUGAUGGCGGUGGCGGUGGAGCCGGAGCGCACGGACGCGCACAUGUCGGCCGUGGCGGGGCUGGUGGGCGACCUGUGCGCCGCGUUCGGCGCGCGCGUGCUGCCCGUGCUGGAGCAGCGCCCGCUGCUGGACCUGCUCGCGGCCGCGCGUCGCUCGCGCACCACGCGCACCAAGACGCUCGCCAACUGGGCCACCAAGGAGAUCCGCAAGCUCAAGCAGCAGGCGCCGCCCGCCAGCUGUUUGUCGACGUCGUAUGCCUACGGUGAAGUCUCCGCGAGUCCAGUGCGCGUAUAGUCGAUUUGAAAAAACGCUAUGUAAAAGCGACGUAAUGCAGUUUCAAACCACCUGCUGCUGGUAAACAACUCAAAUGUAUGUCAGGUUAUGUAUAGCGUCUUUGGUGUCAUUAUUCAUAAGUCGUUAGGUGCAUUCGAUUCCGGGCUUUUUUCUUCCGGCAUAAUUUCACUAGACUGCAUACUAUUUUGGGGAAUUAAGUCUUAUAAGCUGAUUGUGUGCGCUCAAUCCUAAUAAUAAAGUGCACUUUUAACCAAUCAAUACAAGGAGAUAAAUAAAUGAGGUACAAACGCGGUCACGCCGAUGGAAUAGCUGUUUUACCCUAAAUUGCUUCUAUCCCGUCACCUUUUGUAUCAGAACAGAAUAAGUGUGGGCGGCCCAAGUGAUUGAUUUUAUAUUUGACCACUGGACUGCUUUUUUAACUCCAUUGCUUAAUUUUAACAUUUUAGUAUUAAUACUGAAGUUAUUUCAGCGUCGAUUGUUCUUAUAACGUAGAUUAUAUCAAUAACUAUUGUAAAAAAAGAAGCAUGAGAAAAGUAGUUUGGAUUUAUUUAUAAGCAAUCAUUUAUUUAUAAAUGGUUACUGGUAUUGACGUUUUUUUUUAAACCGUGAUGAUAGUGUUUAAUGCGUAGUUUUUUUUUGCGUUUAUUAACACUGCUUUCUCUGUUUCUUAUUUUGAUUAGUUUGUCGGCUAUGUAAAUAGUUGACGAGUAAACAUAGGGAAGAGGCAAUGGCAAGCCGGUUCAUGUAAAAUGCCGAUUGUGAUGGGUGAGGGAACUACCCUAUGUUUAUUUUUUCCUGUAGUGUAUUUUCUAUCAUCUCCUAACAGUUAUACUUAAGUAGGCUCUAGCGAGUUUUAUACCCCUACAAAGUAUGCAGAUGACAUUAUAUCCGGAUUUAAUUUAAAGCAUUAAAUGAUAUCAAGUCGAUAAAUGAUCGACAAAAUGCCUGCGAACAGUGCACCUGGCGCGGUUUACUAUUCGGAGUAAUUUAAGUACGCCUGGCUAUAGUAAUCUUUCCAUGUUAAUCUUUAAAGUUAAAGCAUUUUUCCUAUUUGGUAUUUUAAAUACAGACAGUGGCUGUGGUAUGUUUACUUAUGUGAGAACAAAGUGAUAGUGAAUUUAAUUUGAAAGCGCGACAGUAUGAAAGAGGACGAAUGUUAUUUUAGGCAUGCACAUGUGCGAGGGAUUAUGAAUUUUAUAAAUUUAUUACUAAUUGUGUUUCGUAACAGUGCGAAAAGACGUAUGAAUGAUCGAGAAUGCAUGUAUCAUGUAGCAGGAGACGAUGAUGAAUGGAUGAUUAUCACAGAUCUUUUGUAAACUAAGGCAUGUGUCGAUCUUAACUUAACGGAGAGAUGGAUUAUUGUAUAAGGUUCCAUCAAGUUUAAUUGAGACAGGAGGCCGCCAUAUUGGUGAUAGCUACUUGUUCAUCACAGUACUCUACCAAACAACAAUACGAUUAUUUGCUUUAAAUAAAAUUUGUUUAAGCAAAAUGCAUAUUAUUUGUAAUAAAACAAACCAUUGAAACUUAAGGUUCUCUUUCAUAUUAAACAAGUAUUUGUGAUGAGUAAGUAGACGCUGCCUUCGGAUCUCGAGCUUACAUUAUUUGUACAUAUGUAAUUAAUAUCGUUUCCUUGCGACAUUGAGUGGCAAUCUAUUGUUGGCCAUGCGACUGAAACUACUGAACCGAAACUUUAAGAAUAGGAAUAUCAAAUACAGUGAGUUUAAAUUAAAACCAUGGAUAUUAAGUCUGUGAAAUCAGCUCAAUUUGGUACUAAGCUAAAUUAUUUUGUUAUAUCAGCGACGUAACAAAAUUACAUAUUUUAAUUAAAUAUAGGAUAUUAAACUAGUUUGUCAACGGUGCGCGUCUAUUUUUGAGCAAUUCCAAUAACGGUGGUUUGGAAUCGCUAUUUCGAUAAUAAUUUUUCAUCAAACCAUAACCUUUGUUAUUCGUUCGUUUUCUUAAUGCGUUUGCUGGUUAGAUUUAUGUUCAAUAUAGUAAGGUAUCCCAAAUUGUUUUUAACCCUGCCAACUAAACUUGGCAACUACAGAACCGGAUAAUUUGAAAAGCACCAACAAACCUAUCAAAUGUCGGUGAAUUUUGGUGCUACUUGUGAAGAGAGGAAAUGAUGAAUGGGCCAAAACUUUUUGAAUUAUACGUUCAAAUACGCGGUUUUUUUAUAUUAAACGUACGUCAAGAAUUAUAAUUUUUGUUGCGGCAAUUCCAGUCAUCUCAUUAAUUAAACUGUCAUGUGUGCGUCAGCUUAUUUUAAAGGUACUUCUAGGGUGUCUAUCUCGCUCGUUACCUAAAUGAUUGUCCAUAAACUAGGUAGUUUAAAAACUCUUCGUGUUACCUGUUUCUUAACAUAGUCGAUUCUUGGUUACCUAGUUUUAUGAGUAAUGUAGACUAAUUAAGCGAUGCUCAUUUUGCAGAUCGCUGAGUAGCACGGGUAUGAUAUUGAUGUACCUACUUAUUUAUUUUAAAGAGUUAAUCCUCAAAUGACUGUUAAAACACAUCGCAGUUUGAUAUUGUUGCCAUAAACGUCGAUUGACUAAAGUGCCUUUUACUCGUACGAACUGGUGACGCUUCCUGAAACAAAAUAUAAAACACUCUUUAUCGGUUGUUGAUGUUAGAUUUAAUACCAUCGCAAAUGUGUACUGCUUAUCAUUUUGUAUCUAUAAUUACCGCACCGUAGAGCUUGUACCUAUAAAAUGGGUACCGAGCAGGAUUGCGCGUUACACAAAUGCGUUACUUUACAAUAGGUAGCGGAACUGGUCAAGUUUAUGCGGGGCGGGCACGGGCAGGGCGAGCUGUGGCCAACUGGCCACUCGCCGGGCGGACCGCGCCCCCAUGCCGUGUGGACCGAGCACUGAGCACUCUGAGCAGUGAGCAGGUCGCCAGGUGAAUGCCGAUUGAGUUAGAGUGUCUGCUAGUCUGUGAGCAUCACUGACAGGGAUGAUGUUUGCGCGAAUUAUGCAAGAUUUUUUAGUGUGUCUUAUUGAUCUUCAUAUUUUAUUUGUGAUGAUCAAAUGAUGCGCCGUAUUUAAAGUUUGUUUAAAUUGAGUAUGAUAGGAGAAUGUGUGAGGACUAGUGCCAUGCCAUGAAAGGUUCUGAAUUAGAAUCGAAGGCAUCGAGUCGAUGAAUACCACCCACUUUUCCUGCGCGAAAAUCGAUUAAAAUUAUUUUGUUACAUCAUUUUAUUUAAUUACUUUCUUUUGACUCUGAAUACUAUUCUGUAAACUGUUCUAUAAUAAAUAAAACAUUUAGAUGUUAACAA
Cydia strobilella is the source of this 6117-nucleotide messenger RNA. RefSeq names its product importin subunit beta-1 (gene Fs(2)Ket). Gene Ontology annotation, biological process: protein import into nucleus. The record is from RefSeq and is a predicted model, not a curated record. Lineage: Eukaryota; Metazoa; Arthropoda; Insecta; Lepidoptera; Tortricidae. Gene Ontology annotation, molecular function: small GTPase binding; nuclear import signal receptor activity. Gene Ontology annotation, cellular component: nucleus; cytoplasm. The transcript is spliced from 11 exons. The coding region runs from base 132 to 2843 and encodes 903 amino acids.